This is a messenger RNA of Podarcis muralis (Common wall lizard), 1711 nucleotides long. It is a transcript of the gene HEMK1, whose product is annotated as HemK methyltransferase 1, mitochondrial release factors N(5)-glutamine. Gene Ontology annotation, cellular component: mitochondrion. Lineage: Eukaryota; Metazoa; Chordata; Lepidosauria; Squamata; Lacertidae. Gene Ontology annotation, biological process: protein methylation. The record is from RefSeq and is a predicted model, not a curated record. Gene Ontology annotation, molecular function: nucleic acid binding; protein methyltransferase activity.
GUUGCUUGAGGCCCCAAACGGAAGUGCGUUGCUUGCCAGUCUCGUAAUUUGCUUAAGAGUCUCGCCUCCUGCUCUUGGGAAAGAAGCGCGGUAGUUGCAUUGGUGCUUUGUCAAUUUGCAGGUUACUACUGGAUGAAUGAAUCACCUGUGUGCUCUGCAAGGACAAGAGGACACAUGGAAUCUCCUGUUGACAUUCUGCUGUAUAAGCACUGAUGAGACUGGAGUGUCCUGUGUUGAUAUAUUUUCUGAAACCAGACUGCUGGUGUUAGAGACUUGUAGCGUACUUUGGUGGCCUAUAGAAAGUUGAGCCUGUUCUCAUUCUUGGAAACCAUAACCUUCUGGAGCCAUGAAAGUUCUUACUAGCUCUUUGUACAGGAAGCUUUUGAGUUUGUUUCCUCAUUUUGGGAAGAGUCCUGCCAAAGGCUCCAAUCUAAAUCCCUGUCACAGACUGCUACGAAAGUAUUUCUGUUAUAAGGCAGGUGUGGUUACAGCUGCUGACUUGGUCAACUACUGGCAAGGCGUGUUUGAAGUGAAUGAGAUCCCCGAAGCACAGGCAUCUUCCGAAUAUAUUGUUUCUCAUGUCCUGGGAGCAAAAACAUUCCAGAGCUUGAAUGCCAGCAGCAUCUCUACUCCCCUCUCUGCAAAGCAACAAGAACAGAUCCAGCAGCUAUGUGCAAAACGGCUACAAAGGAUGCCAGUGCAAUAUGUUCUGGGUGAGUGGGAUUUCCAGGAUCUGACACUCAAGAUGAAACCUCCAGUCUUCAUUCCUCGACCAGAGACAGAGGAACUGGUCUCCCUUAUUGUGGAUGAAGAAUGCAGGAAGCGAUCGACCUCAGCAAACUGCAAGCAUCCCCAGCUGUCUCCAGAGAACAAUGGGCUUGUGAUCCUGGAGGUUGGCUGUGGCUCAGGGGCGAUUGCUCUGAGUCUUCUGAAGAAGCUGCCUCAUAGCAGAGUCAUUGCCACAGAUAAAUCACAAGCUGCUGUGAAUCUCGCCAGGGAAAAUGCAGCAAGGUUACAUCUGCAGGACAGGGUAAAGAUCCUUCACCAUGAUGUGUCUUCAAGUUCCUGGGAAUGCCUACUGCCCUGGGGUUUGAUAGAUAUUAUAAUCAGUAAUCCACCAUACAUUUUCCAUGAAGACAUGACUCAGUUGGCGGCAGAAAUCCUCAGAUAUGAGGAUCUUGGUGCACUGGAUGGAGGAAAGGAUGGGAUGAGUGUAAUAAAACAGAUUCUGAAAUUGGCUUCAUACAUCCUCAAGGAUGGCAGGAGUGUGUUUCUAGAAGUUGACCCCAGGCACCCAGAGAUGGUGGAGAACUGGCUGUGCAGUCACCCCGACUUGCUUCUCUUUGUGUCUGCCACCCAUAAUGACUUUUGUGGAAAGCCACGGUUCCUGCAUAUUCAGAAACAUGAGGGAGAAAACAACAGAAGAUACUGAAUGAGUUCUGUCAUCCCAACACAGCUGCCUUUAGUGUUAGUCAACACAGAAAAGAAUCCUUCUGUUAGACUUCAGUGCUGCAAUAGGGAUGGGAGUUUGGAACCUGUACCAGUGAACUCUGACGGUAUAUUCUCAAACAGCCAGUAAGAACACUCCAUGCUGGUGGACAUUCAGGUGAUCAGCAGGCCCCGUUGUGUGAUAGAUGUUAUGUAGAGAAAGUUUCAAACUGGCACACGGUCGUUGCUGUUCUCACAUGAAAGGUGUUUGCUCUGCAUCCAA